This is a messenger RNA of Fusarium subglutinans, 339 nucleotides long. RefSeq lists its product as uncharacterized. The transcript is spliced from 2 exons. The coding region runs from base 1 to 339 and encodes 112 amino acids. Lineage: Eukaryota; Fungi; Ascomycota; Sordariomycetes; Hypocreales; Nectriaceae. The record is from RefSeq and is a predicted model, not a curated record.
AUGGCUCCCAGCCAAGAUCCCCCUUUCGAUCACUCCAAGGUCGACUUUACCAAAAUCGGCCCACGACGUCUCCACAUGGAAGCAUUUUUCCGGCACCUUGGUCUCUGGCAUCCAGACGAGGUGGAAGAGCUUCGCGUAUUGAUUGAGCCAGAAAUCUGUAGCAGGCUACAGCAGAAGGGUCUUCGUCAAGUUGGCUAUGCUUUCUUUGAGUAUUAUGUUGACAAAAAGCUCUGGUAUAAUAUCCUUGGCCACCACAACGUUCCGUUUGAAGAUCAACCGUGGCCUUCGCUAAAGAGCAUCAUGCCUCCCUACAGUGACCUUUCUGAGGGUGUUUCUUGA